Molecule: messenger RNA, 3382 nt
Organism: Symbiodinium pilosum
Lineage: Eukaryota; Dinophyceae; Suessiales; Symbiodiniaceae
Source: the annotation of a GenBank genome assembly
GUCUCGCGAGCAGGACAUCUCGGACCAUGAGCGCUACAGAGGCAGGAUUAAGUCCUGGGGGCCGGGCACGUUUGGCUUUAUCGAAUGCCCGGAGCUGGCUUCCAGAUUCAAGCGCGACGUCUACGUGUCGCAAGCCGAGUACAAAGAUUGGGCGAUCGGCGCACCAGUCAGCUUCAGUCUUGUGGUCACCGAGCAGCGCAAGCCCCAGGCGCGAGACGUCCGCGAAGAACUUGACUCCGACGGCUCAGCCCCGUCGCCAGCGAGCAUUGGCAGGAGUUCUGCAGAUCUGUGCCGGCCUGGCACACAAGAUGCAGCCGACGAGGCCCUGCAGGACCGUCUGGAGCCAGCCCCUGUGUCUAGGACUUCCAGCCAGUCCAGCCAGACUCUGCCGGGCCAGUGGGUGCGAACAGUGUCCACCAGCUGGGCCGACAUCGUCGACGAGGAGGAGGACCUCUUGGGGCACUUGGCUAGGGAGGCGAUGCACCUGCCUUACUACGAACAGUUGAUGAGUUUAUUGGCCGUGACGUGGAAGGACCUUGCACCCGCAUUGGCGCCAGCUGGGAUGGAGCCUCCAGAGUCCGAGACUGGCGUACGCGACUGCGCGAGCUUGAUCAAGGAGUACAAAGUGGACGCCGGCCUGCAGGGAUUCCAGAGGUCGUACGCCCUGGAGACCGCCAUCGCGGACCAGCAUGGCGAGUCCAUGCAGGGGCCUGCUGCACAAGCUGAGAUCGUAGAGGUCCCCACCCAGACCUAUCUGGAGCAGCAGGGUAGCAGGCUUUUGACACUUCCCCUGACCUACCGGACCAGGGUAGGUGAAGAUGUGAUUGAGAAAACUCCCGAUGCCUGGGAGGGAGAGGGCAUCGAGGGCUUUGGAUUCCCAUGCAACGAGGAGCACCAAGUAGCAGCCCGGCCAGCAGAACUCCCGCCAGCGCACCAUCCGGUGCCGAAGCGAGCGAUGCACGUCCGCAUGGUGCAGGCUACCGUCGCAAGGGUGCAUGCUGCCUGUGCAGCAGCCGCGGCUGCGAAGCAGUGCGAGGCUUUGGAGGAGCGGAAGAAGCUCCUGGGCUUGCCUCCCCUGGACGAAGCGCCACCGAAACCAGCAUGGCCAUCGAGUGUUGUUCAGCCUCGCCACCUGCAGCCUUGGUCAGGGUCCCAAGCCCAGGGCAUGCAAGCGUCAGCAGGGGUGUUGGCCCAGCCGCAAACCGGCGUGCCAAAGCCGCCCAGUGGCCCUCCGCCUGCCAAGCUGCAAGAGCCGCCGGGGCCUCCAACUGAGCCGCAGAGCGGCCUGUCGGCCAACGCUCCAGCUUUCCAGCCUGGCUAUGCGUGGCACCAAGCACCGCCCACCCAGUGCCCAGUGGCCACGUAUCCCUGUCCCGAACACGGGGACCAACGCUGCCACCAAGUGCCGUUGGAAAGGGGCAACAUCCUGUCCAUGACGCCUUCCGUGCAAGCUCACCCAUUCGUUCGUGCCCGCACGCCUUUGCAUGCAGCACAACAUGAAGGCCCACCGCUUCCGCUGCCACCAUCCCAGUCCUCAGAUCUUGGGCCCCGUCCAGUCCUUUCCCAAACCCAACAAGCGGCCCGGCACGGAGGCCCCGCACCUGCCCAACGCAGGCAGUAUGAGGAACGUCCAGCUCCACACCACCACCAAGCACGGAACUCAAGGCCCCCGGACGUCCCUAACACCCAGCGACAGGUGGCUGCCGGACGCCGGCAACGGCACCCCGCGCAGGAAGCAGAGACCGGGCAUUGGCAGGACAGCUGGGGACAGCAGGAAUGGCAGGAGCACGAGUGGCAUGAGGAGGAAUGGCACGUGCAGGAUUGGCAGGCAGAGUGGUGGCGGGAGGACUGGAGGGGCCCAUGGAGUGACUGGGCAGCCAGUCUGGGCCAGAAACAGGGCAGCAAAGGUGGUUACAAUAUCCUCUGCGAGCUCCGGUUCCUCAAAUUCACCGCCAAGGGGACAGGAGAAGGAUGCAAUGGGCAAAGGACAGGGCAAAGCAGCCAGGCAGGCACUUCGUCAAUUGAUCCAACAGCAGAAGCAGCAGGAGGCCCCGUCAGCACGCUGAUUGGCGCUCACUCCGUUGGGCAGAUGAUGCAGGCAGACCACACGAACAAGAACAAGGUGGUCGCGGCUCUGUUCGACAGUGAGCUCAACGAGGUCGAGAAUGCUGUCAACUGUGGCUUCUUCACCUCGGGGCAGCGCAAGUUUCACCCGAAUGAAAAGUGUACUGGUGCUGGUGGUGGCACGAUGGUGUGCUAUAGAGUGGAAGCCUUGCAGCAGUGGGAGCAGGAGCUGAAGCAGCUGCAGUUCUGCAGGCAAGAGCCACGGCAACCGCCUCUCCACUAUGCAGCCAUGGCUACUGGAGCUGGUGCCUUGAACGCUUUGUUAAAGGCCAAAGCCCCCCUCACUGUCCGAGACGCUCGCGGGCAGUCCUUACUGCAUGCAGCAGCCAGGAGUGGCAGCACGGAGGCUCUCAGGCGUUUGCUGCAGGCCAUCAGGGAUGGGCGUUCACGCGGCCUCCUGGAGUGGAGCGACCGCUGGGCUCGCUCGGCAGUACACUGGGCAGCGCUGAACGGCCAUCCAGAGGUCUUGAAGAUUCUUUUGGAGGCUAAGGCGCCUUUGCUAGCGGAUGUGCCGCAUGGUGUGGCAGGCGCCGUGCAGCUUACAGAGAGGACUUGGGCCGGCCGCGUUUCAGGCAAGACGGUCUUUGUCAAUUUUCACACAGAGUGGUGCAACCACUGUAAGAUGUUGAAGCCGACGUGGGACAAGCUGGCAAACGCAAAGUUCAAGUUCAAGGAGAAAGGCAAGAAGAAGUCCAUCUUGAUAGCAAGCGUCGACUGCUCAGGUGACGCAUCCAAAUUCUGCUUGGAGUUUGGCGUGGACAAGUUUCCUACCCUGAAGUACGGGAGCCCGUACGACCUUGACGACUACACAGGGAAGAAGGAGCUGCGAGACUUGGAGAACUUUGUCACCUCUCAGCUGACCCCAGUUUGCACAGUGGACGAUCAAAGACAUUGCUCUGCUGAUGAGAAGUUGCUUAUCAAGGACUUCCAGAGGAAAAGCAUACUCGACCUUGACAAAAUUGUCGAGAAGCUCGCCGAAGAACGGAAGAGCGUAGAAGCAGAUUACAGCUUGUUCAAAGCCAACUUGCUGGGUACCCUGACGAAGGCCGGGCAGCAGAAGGACAGAGAUGUAAGCGCCGCUAGUGGCGAACAGAAAGAGAAGAUUGAAGCCGACUUUCGAAGGUUUGUGGAUGGACUCACAGAACAGCAUAACGAGAAAGAGGAGGAGAAGAACAAAAAACUUGCCCUGCUAAAGGCAAAAGGUUUGAGCUUGGCCAGAAACGUCCAGGCAAACAGGAAGCCAAGACCGGAACUUUGA